Messenger RNA from Amphibalanus amphitrite, 2696 nucleotides. RefSeq names its product flocculation protein FLO11-like. Bases 144 to 2420 code for a protein of 758 amino acids. NCBI's taxonomy places the organism in Eukaryota, Metazoa, Arthropoda, Thecostraca, Balanomorpha, Balanidae. The record is from RefSeq and is a predicted model, not a curated record. The transcript has 8 exons. Gene Ontology annotation, molecular function: microtubule binding. Gene Ontology annotation, biological process: negative regulation of centriole replication.
CAGCGGUAGCGGCGCGCGCUGCACUGGGCCCACAGCCGGCGCGACGCAGCAUCGACCAGCACGCGCCGCCGACCGGCACGCGGCCCGCGCCCCGGUGACUCUGUGCACGGGAUGCGGCGGACAGACCGCCUCUGAGAACCACCAUGUUACCAGGCUCGUGGAUGGGGCCUACCCCGUCCAGGGCGGCCGACACACAGGAGCCAGUCACCACCCAGAAAAGGUCGGCGCUCAACACGGAAUACAAGCUCAAGUUCCGGCCGUUCUCCGACUACACGUAUGUCGACGGCCACUUCACGGGCGCGAGGGACGCCACGGAUGGCGGCGGGGAGGCGGACCGCUCCUCCGCGGCCGCCGGGGCUGCCGGCGCGCCGCCCACCCCCUGGUACGAGGAGGUGGUCGAGCUGCGCAGAAAGGCCUCCAGCUAUAAGGUCCGAGGAUGGGGCAAGGAGAUGGCGCAGCCUCACAUGGCCCACCUGUACGACAAAGAAGAGGACUCUGGCCACUUGGCCGAACGAAAAAUAAUCUCAGCACUCUACCUGGAGACGCUCAAACCUGGGUUUGUCCGGGAGGAGCGGGGUCGCAGUCCGGUCACUACCGGGGGCGCCUCUGUCCGACAACAGUCCCAUCCGCCGCCCAGCAGCAGAAAGUCGCCAGGGGCAGCCAAGAUGGCGUUAAAACUGCACGCGGCGGAGGGCAGCAAGCGACCCCACAGCGCACAGCCCUCCACCGAUCGGCACACGGGUGACGUGGUCGAUCGCCCCAAGGGUCGCAGUCCGGCCACGCCGCGGACGCCCACCUCUCGACCGGACGGUGUGCCAUCGGCGGCGGCCAAGCCGCGCAAACGGCCCACCGAGCGUCCGCCCAGCGUCGACAAGGCAGAGAAGGCGGCGGCGGCGGCGCGGCCCCCGGCGACCCGACCUCCCCCGGCGGCGGCGGCGGCGGCGCGGCCGGAGAAAAAGGUGGACCGGCCCAGCCGCCCGCCGCCGGAGAAGCCAGAGAAGAAGGCAGAGAAGCCGCCGCGGCCAGCCACGGCCAAGACGGAGCGGUCGAGCCGCCCGCCGCCGGCCGCCGCGGCCCCCUCCGGCACCCCGGACUCGGCCAGUGGGAAGGGUAUCCGCGGCGGCACCCCACGCUCGCGCUCCGCCCACCGGCUGGCCGCCAAGGCCAAGAGCCCCACCAAGGCGGAGCGGCCGCUGUCGACGGCUAUGACCGCCAGCGCGCCGGCCGGCUCGGCAGAGGAGGCCGUUAAACCAACACCCGAGCAGGACGGACGCGUCGAUGAAGAGAAGAAGCCUGCUGUUGAGGCUGCAGAGACGGCCGCGGCGCCAGUUCCUCAGCCGCCGGCGGCGCCCGCCGCUGUAGAGAGCGCCGCCCCGCAGGUGGACAUGGCCCCACCGACCGACGCCGCUCCCGAGGAGCAGAAGUCGGCCUCGGAGGAGGUGGUGCGCAGCGUGCCCGAGCCCACCCGCGUCAAAUCGCCCGAGGGCAUGGCGCCGAUCAAGUCGCCCGAGCCGGUCAACUGGACAGUUCCGCUGGACACGGGCAAAACGUUCACCGUGACGCAAAACGUCAUGGGAGGUCACGGCAGCCCGAUGUCGUCACGGGCCGACAGCCUGCGCUCGCCCACGGAGGACGCGGUCCGCUCGCCGCUGGCCCGCGGCGUCACGGACGUCUCGCACCUCCGUAACGGCGAGCCGGCGCCUCCUCCGGUCGAGAGUCCGUUGACCAACGACCUGCCGGCCACCAACGGACGCGGGGAGACCAACCACGAGCCGGAUGAGGAGCUCAUGAGCGGAUCGUUCCACGCCGAUGUGGGGUACGGAGGGGAGGUCAGGAAGGCGCCGCAGGACCCCAUGAGCGCCUCAAUGGCCGGCGAGGAUCUGAAGCGCUCGCUGAUGGCCGAGGACCCGAUGGCCACGUCCAUGACCGGCGAGGAUUUAGAGCGUUCGCUGCACGACCCCAUGGCUAUGUCCAUGACGGCAGAGGACCUGAAGGGGCCGCAGCAUGACCCAAUGACCGCGUCCAUGACCGGUGAUGAUCUGAAGCGGUCGCUGCAUGACCCCAUGACAAGUUCGAUGACCGGGGACGAGCUGCAGCGCUCGUUCCAUGCCGACGAGCCGGCCAGCGACGCGGCCGUGACUGGGUCGUUCCGGGCGCAGCCGCCGCCGCCGCCGGUGCCCGCGCCGCGGCCGACGCCCGCCCCCGCGCAGCGCGUGCUGGAUGACCCGCUGAUGGCGGCGGCGACGUUCAGCCGUCCGGCCGAGCCGCCGGCGUUCUCCGAGCGGCCGGCGGCCAGCAGUCUGUUCAGCUCCGGCUCGGCCGGACCGCCGCGCUUCUCUCACGAGCUGUUCGGCUCGUCCGGCCGGCCGGCCGAACAGAAGCCGGAUACCACCGAGAAGCCGCUCUACCGCGUUAUUUAACCGCCGCCCGGCCGCCACGUCGUGUGCUUUCAUUUCCGUGUAGUCCACCGCGCAGCCGGCGAGCCAGGCCCGGCGGCGGCGCGGCCCCGCUAGUCCGUGCGCCGGCCGGCCGGGCGCGCCCGCCCCGCCCUGCUGGGGGCGGCGCGGCCGGCCGGCGCGCGCCGCAGGUCACUCCAGUCCCGGUACUCUGCUUCUACUGUCCGCUCCGUGAGAAAAUACUCCGCUUCCCAUAGUGGUGUUGCAGGGCUGCAUACCGGCGAAACUGUACGAUGUGUA